AAAACUGAAUCAACUAUGGCGUUCUCAAGUUCGAUCAAGCUAAACGCAUCUUCUUCACAGUGGAUCGGUCAACAUUCGUUCAAUCAGCAACCUGUAUCAACUUGCCGACUUUCCAAUCGCCGCCGCAUUUCCGUCGUUCGAGCUGGAGGAUGUUACCAAGACGAACUUUUCAAAACCGCCAGAACUGUUGCAUCUACUGGUCGUGGUAUUCUUGCUAUUGAUGAAUCAAGCGCGACAUGUGGAAAGAGAUUGGCGUCUAUUGGCUUAGACAAUACAGAAGAGAAUAGACAAGCUUAUAGGCAACUUCUGCUUACUACUCCUGGAUUGGGCGAAUACAUAUCUGGGGCUAUUCUUUUUGAAGAGACACUUUACCAAUCAACAACAGAUGGAAAGAAGUUUGUGGAUUGUUUGAAAGAGCAGAAUAUUGUUCCUGGUAUCAAAGUUGAUAAGGGUUUGAUGCCUCUACCUGGAUCUAACAAUGAGUCUUGGUGCCAAGGGAUUGAUGGUUUGGCUUCUAGAUCGGCUGAAUACUAUAAACAAGGUGCUCGUUUUGCAAAGUGGAGAACAGUUGUGAGCAUUCCUUGUGGACCUUCGGCUUUGGCAGUUAAGGAGGCUGCAUGGGGACUUGCGCGUUAUGCUGCCAUUUCUCAGGAUAAUGGUCUUGUUCCUAUCGUGGAACCUGAAAUCCUUCUCGAUGGGGAUCAUUCAAUCGAGAGGACUCUAGAAGUGGCAGAGAAUGUAUGGGCAGAAGUGUUCUACUAUUUGGCCCAAAACAAUGUCAUGUUUGAGGGUAUUCUACUCAAACCGAGUAUGGUCACUCCUGGAGCUGACCACAAGGAAAAAGCAUCCCCAGAGACUAUUGCCAAGCACACACUAUCCCUUCUCAGAAGGAGAGUGCCUCCAGCUGUCCCGGGAAUCAUGUUCUUGUCGGGUGGGCAAUCUGAAAUGGAAGCAACGCUUAACCUGAACGAAAUGAACCAGAGCCCAAAUCCAUGGCACGUAUCGUUCUCUUAUGCACGUGCUCUUCAGAAUAGUGUGCUCAAGACAUGGAAAGGAAUUCCUGAGAAUGUCGAAGCUGCUCAGAAGUCAUUGCUUGUUCGGGCCAAGGCUAACUCACUGGCUCAACUAGGCAAGUACUCGGCUCAAGGUGAGAAUGAGGAGGCUAAGAAGGGAAUGUUUGUCAAGGGCUACACCUAUUAGAUGUUUUUGUAGUACUCCCUUUUUUUUCUUUCAAAAUACUCAUAUUUAAUUAAUCUUAUUUAGAAAUUUAACUUUUGUUUUUUGAAUUAGUUCAUAUAUGUUGAACAAUUGUUUCUUACUUUU
Impatiens glandulifera is the source of this 1323-nucleotide messenger RNA. RefSeq names its product fructose-bisphosphate aldolase 3, chloroplastic-like. The record is from RefSeq and is a predicted model, not a curated record. Gene Ontology annotation, cellular component: cytosol. Gene Ontology annotation, molecular function: fructose-bisphosphate aldolase activity. Bases 16 to 1200 code for a protein of 394 amino acids. The transcript is spliced from 6 exons. Lineage: Eukaryota; Viridiplantae; Streptophyta; Magnoliopsida; Ericales; Balsaminaceae. Gene Ontology annotation, biological process: fructose 1,6-bisphosphate metabolic process; glycolytic process.